This is a messenger RNA of Rotaria sordida, 234 nucleotides long. The record is from the annotation of a GenBank genome assembly. Lineage: Eukaryota; Metazoa; Rotifera; Eurotatoria; Philodinida; Philodinidae.
AUGUAUGGUGGCAAUCCUUUUAUAAUGGCAGAACUGGCAUCUGAUAUGUGGAUAGAACGAAAUAUUCCCGGCGGAUUAAACAGUAGACUGGGUACAUAUCUUGAUAAUAUGAUGGGUGGAAAUCCAAAUCCAACAAUUCCUCAACUAUAUGGCGGUUAUGGAGGUUAUGGCCCUUAUGGUGGUUAUGGUUUUUAUGGUAGGGGAUUUGGUUAUCCAUAUGGAGGAUUGUAUUAA